CACAUGAAGAACUGCUGCAGCUUAAUCUUUUCGGAAACCUGGCUGGAUAAAAAGACCCCGGACUCGGCUAUUGAGCUAGAUGGCCGCACUGCCUAUCGAGCAGACAGAACAGCUGACUCGGGUAAGAAGCUAGGAGGAGGUCUGUGUAUCUAUACCAAUGACUCGUGGUGUACCAAUGUCACAGUUGUUAGCAAACAUUGUUGCCCUGACGUGGAAUUUUUGUUGCUCCAAUGCAGACCGUUUUACUUACCAAGAGAAUUCUCUUCUGUUUACAUCUGUGCUGUUUACAUUCCACCCGACGCCAAUGCUAAACUGGCACUAGUAAGGCUACAGGACAUUGUAAACAAUAGCCUGCUGGCACAUCCCGACAGUAUCUUUAUUGCAGCGGGGGAUUUUAAUCAUGCUGACUUAAAGUCUGUACUUCAUUCUUUCCACCGUAAUGUAAAAUGCGCUACCAGAGGGAGCAACACACUUGAUCAGGUUUAUACCAACAUAGCCCAUGCAUACAGAACCCAGGCGUACCCCCACCUAGGUCUCUCUGAUCAUGUUUCGCUCCUCCUGCACCCCUGGCACUCACCCAAAAUCAGAGCCAGUAGGCCCGAAGUCAGGUCUGUCAGGAUUUGGCCUGAGGACGCCAUCCCUAGGCUCCAGGACUGCUUCAGCUCCACAGACUGGGACAUUUUCAGUGGACUGGGUGUGUUGACACGUAGGUCUCUGAAUAAUUAUCUUGUCUCAGUCCUUGACUACAUCAAAUUUUGUGUGGAUAUUGUUACAUCCUGGAAACAAUUCUGUGUCUUCCCAAACGUUAAACCCUGGAUGACACCUAAAGUAAAAUCCUUACUACGAGCCAGGAAUGCAGCAUACAGAACCGGUGACACCAAUGCAUACUGCACGGCAAGAUCCGACCUGAAGAAAGGCAUCAGUUCUGCCAAGCAAGCAUACAUGACCCGCAUUGAAGCUCAGUUCAACAGCGCCUCAUGCCCCCGGCAGGUGUGGGAGGGCGUUAGGGCAAUAACGGACUACAAGGGAAGAACAUCCCCCCCUGUCAACAGCAGCGCCCCCCUAGCGGAGGAGUUAAACAUCUUUUACGCACGUUUUGACAGGAACAACAAGGACCCGGUGUCGCCCCCUCUCCCCUCUGACGGCUCCACCCUAGUCCUGAGCACUCAUGAGGUCAGACUCAUCCUACGCAACAUCAACAUCAGGAAGGCAGCAGGCCCAGAUGGAGUCCAGGGACGGGUGCUCAAGGACUGUGCGGCUGAACUAGCUCCAGUUCUCACCACCAUCUUUAACCUGUCUCUGGCCUCAUCCUGGGUCCCAGGAUGUCUCAAGGCAGCAACAAUAGUCCCGGUUCCCAAGAAACCAAAUGUUGCAGGUCUGAACAACUACAGACCUGUGGCACUCACCCCUAUCGUCGCAAAAUGCUUUGAGAAACUAGUCAUGAAACACAUUAAAGCCUCCAUACCGCCAUCAUUAGAUCAGAAUCAGUUUGCUUACCGGAAGAACAGGUCAACAGAGGAUGCCAUUGCCAUUGUGUUACACACUCUACUAGAACAUCUUGAGCACAGUAACACAUAUGGGCGACUCCUUUUUGUUGACUUUAGUUCAGCUUUCAACACUAUCCUGCCUAACAAGCUACACAGCAAACUACACAAACUUGGCCUGAACACCACUUUAUGCAAUUGGAUUUUGGACUUUCUAACACACCGUACACAACAUGUCAGGAUUGGCAAGCAUGUCUCCCCCACCCUGCCCAUGAACACCGGGGCCCCCCAGGGUUGCGUGCUCAGCCCACUUCUCUACACACUUUUCACUCACGACUGCUGCUCCUCUUCUCCAUCUAACCUCAUAGUGAAAUUUGCUGACGACACAACAGUACUUGGCCUCAUCACAGGAAAUGAUGAGACCUCAUACAGGAGGGAGGCCGAGAGACUGGUAGAGUGGUGCGGUGAUCACAACCUGGUUCUCAACACCACCAAGACCAAGGAAGUGAUCAUCGAUUUCCGCAGGGCCAGACACCUCAGCCACUCUCCACUCCUAAUCGGAGGGGAGGAGGUAGAGAGGGUGUCCAACUUCAAGUUUCUGGGUGUGACUGUGGCCGACGAUCUGUCCUGGAGGACCAACAUCACCUCUGCCGUGGCUGCACCAGGGCCGAAAAGGAGGCCCUCCACAGAGUGGUCAAGGCUGCGGGGAGGAUCAUUGGGAAGAGCCUCCCAGAGAUCUCCACAGUCUUCACCUCCCGCUGCCUACGCCGGGUGAACAACAUCCUAAAGGACCAGGUCCACCCAGCGCACCAUCUCUUCCAGCGACUGCCCUCCGGACGGAGAUACCGUUCCAUCCGCUCCAGGUCCAGCAGAUUGACCAAUAGCCUCUAUCCAAAGGCUGUCAGACUGCUGAACGAACAACCUGCCCCCCGC
Gadus macrocephalus (Pacific cod) is the source of this 2417-nucleotide messenger RNA. RefSeq lists its product as uncharacterized. The transcript has 2 exons. The record is from RefSeq and is a predicted model, not a curated record. The coding region runs from base 4 to 2259 and encodes 751 amino acids. Lineage: Eukaryota; Metazoa; Chordata; Actinopteri; Gadiformes; Gadidae.